CCCACGACCCCGCGGUCCCACGACCCCACGACCCCACGACCCCGCGGCAGGAGGCGAAGGCGGCGGCGCGAGGGGAAAGACCAAGAUGGAGAACUUCAAUAAAAAAAUGAAAGAUGCACUUGAAAACCAGGACCAGGCCACUGCUGCGAAACUGGCAAAGGAGCAUUUAGAAAAACUGGAGAAAGUUCCUCUCACCAUCGCAGUGACAGGAGAGUCUGGCUCUGGAAAAUCCACCUUCGUCAAUGCUCUCAGAGGCCUGAAGAACUAUGACGAGGGAGCUGCUCCAACUGGACCUGUGGAGACCACGAUGGACCCAGUGGAGUACGACCAUCCAAACCACCCCAGUGUGAAGAUAUGGGACCUGCCUGGGAUCGGCUCUCCCUCCUUUAAGGCUGACCAGUACCUUGAGACUGUGGGCUUUGAGAAGUUUGACUUCUUCUUCAUCAUCUCUGACAAUCGCUUCAGAGAAAACGAUGCAAAACUGGCUGAAGAAAUUCAGAAGAUGAAGAAAAAGUUUUACUUUGUUCGGUCCAAAAUCGACCACAACAUCGAAGAUGAAAAACGAAACAAGAAAAACUUUAAUGAGGAAGAAACUCUUUCACAAAUCAGGCAGAGCUGCAUUAAAGGACUUGAACAGCUGGAGAUUGAGUCUCCUAAGGUCUUCCUGAUCUCCAGCUUCGACCUGAACCUGUACGACUUUGGUGAUUUGUGGGAAACUCUGGAGUGUGAACUUCCUGAACACAAACAAGAGGUUCUAAAGCUGGCUUUGCCCAACAUCAGUCUGGAGGUCAUCAACAAGAAGAAAGAGGUUUUAAAGAACAAAAUUACACUGUACGCUUUGCAGUCUGCUGCAGGGGCAGCUGUGCCAAUUCCUGGAAGUUCUGUCAUGGUUGAUCUUACCAUCAUAGUGGCAUUUGUGCAAGAGUGUCAGAACGCUCUGGGUCUCACAGAACACUGUUUGAAGAGCUUCUCUGAAGCUACAGGAGUCCCCAUGACAGAGCUGAAGAAAGAGAUCAAGUCUCCUCUGACUGGGGUCCAAGUGACCGCAGAGCUGGUCAUGUUAGUCCUGAGGGGCUGUAUAACUGUGGCAGGGCUUAUGGCACUAGAGGAGGGAACCAAAUAUGUCCCGAUUCUUGGAAUACCUGUUGCGAUGGGUCUUUCAGCUUUGUCCACGUCCCUCGCUCUGAAAUAUUUACUGGAAACCCUGGGUGAGGACGCACAAAGGGUUUUCACAAGAGGCAUGGGGCUUAACUCUGAUGUGUAAUAGAAGAAAUUAGUUUAUGCAGUUAUGACUUCAUGUUCAAAUCUGUAUGUUUCACUUGGUAACAAAGGCUUUUGAGUUUAUAUCGAUCUAAAGAUUCUAUUGCACUUACACAUAUGACAUAAAAUCAUUUGGAUGUGAUCAGCUGAACCUGAUGUUUUACUUGCAAAAAAUA
Messenger RNA from Boleophthalmus pectinirostris (great blue-spotted mudskipper), 1436 nucleotides. RefSeq names its product interferon-inducible GTPase 5-like. The transcript is spliced from 3 exons. Gene Ontology annotation, cellular component: membrane. Gene Ontology annotation, molecular function: GTP binding. The record is from RefSeq and is a predicted model, not a curated record. Bases 86 to 1264 code for a protein of 392 amino acids. Lineage: Eukaryota; Metazoa; Chordata; Actinopteri; Gobiiformes; Gobiidae.